AUGAGGGAAGAAUGGCAAAGUUUCGCGCUAAAAAUCGUGGAGAAAAGUUCUGUGGAACGUCUUUAUCAAGAGGAAAGGGCCUUGAGAAUUGCCCAGCAGUCAGGCUUGACGGCUAGUCCCGUGGGAAAGAUCAUCGAAACUCCUGAUGGUGCGGCGUUAUUGUUGUCUCCUGUGGGGAAACCUCUGCCUCGACCGACAACACGACAUGAAGUACUAAGCCUUUUUGAAUUGUUAAGGCAACUACACAAGAAUGGUUUGGUCCAUGGAGAUCCUCGCGUGUCGAAUGUAAUUCUUACGGGGAAAAGCUUCUCUGGAUUGAUCUUGUAA
Plasmopara halstedii is the source of this 327-nucleotide messenger RNA. RefSeq lists its product as hypothetical. The record is from RefSeq and is a predicted model, not a curated record. Bases 1 to 327 code for a protein of 108 amino acids. The transcript has 2 exons. NCBI's taxonomy places the organism in Eukaryota, Oomycota, Peronosporomycetes, Peronosporales, Peronosporaceae.